This is a messenger RNA of Paralichthys olivaceus (Japanese flounder), 1605 nucleotides long. It is a transcript of the gene serinc2l, whose product is annotated as serine incorporator 2, like. The record is from RefSeq and is a predicted model, not a curated record. Gene Ontology annotation, cellular component: membrane. Lineage: Eukaryota; Metazoa; Chordata; Actinopteri; Pleuronectiformes; Paralichthyidae.
UCUUGUGUUUGCAGUGUAGACAGAUGAUCUCAUAGUAUUUUACAGGAAAGCGAAACGCGUCGGUACAGAGACACUAACUCAACAUUCAGAUUUCAAAAUGGGGGCUUGUCUGGCGCUGUGCUCUUUAGCCAGCUGUGCCUCCUGUCUGUGUGGCUCAGCACCAUGUCUUCUGUGUGGCUGCUGCCCCUCCUCCAAUAACUCCACCAUCACACGGCUGGUUUUCUCCUUGUUUUUGCUGAUGGGGACAAUGGUGUCUGUCAUCAUGAUUCUUCCUGGAAUGGAAACAGAGCUCCGCAAAAUCCCAGGAUUUUGUAAAGGAGGUGCUUCUAUAACUGGUAUUGAUAACGUGGCUAACUGUGACGUCCUUGUGGGCUACAUGUCUGUGUACCGGAUGUGCUUCGCUAUGACCUGCUUCUUCUUUAUGUUCUUCCUAAUCAUGAUUCGUGUCCGUAGCAGCAAAGACCCACGUGCAGCUAUUCAAAAUGGGUUCUGGUUCUUUAAGUUUCUGAUCCUGGUUGGGAUAACAGUAGGAGCUUUUUUCAUCCCCGAUGGAGAAUUUCAUACUGUGUGGUUUUACUUUGGAUUGGUUGGAUCCUUCAUCUUCAUCAUCAUCCAACUUAUUCUCCUCAUCGACUUUGCCCAUUCCUGGAACAAGGUGUGGGUAGGAAAUGCUGAAAACAGUGACAACAAAUGCUGGUUUGCAGGCCUGUUGACUUUCACCUUCCUCUUCUACGCCUUGGCGGUUGCUGCUGUGGUACUUUUCUAUGUGUACUACACACAGCCUGAUGACUGCACCGAGCACAAAGUCUUUAUCAGCCUCAACCUUAUCUUCUGCAUCAUGAUCUCAGUUGUCUCCAUCCUUCCCAAGAUACAGGAAGCUCAGCCACACUCUGGUUUGCUUCAGGCUUCUCUCAUCUCCCUCUACACAAUGUAUGUCACCUGGUCUGCAAUGACCAACAACCCAAAUCGGAAGUGUAACCCCAGUUUGUUGAGUCUCGUAUCGAACGUUAGCACCACUGAACCAUCUGGUGAUAGCACUCCAGAACAGGUGCAGUGGUGGGAUGCUCAGGGCAUUGUUGGUUUAAUCAUAUUCCUCUUCUGCACCAUCUAUGCCAGUAUUCGUUCAUCCAGUAACACCCAGGUAAACAAGCUGAUGCAGACAGAGGAGGGCGUAGGGUCGGGUGGAGAAGGUGUGGUGGGAGAGGACGGCAUACGCAGAGCCCUGGACAACGAGGAGGAGGGAGUCACCUACAACUACUCCUUCUUCCACUUCCACCUCUGUCUGGCCUCUCUGUACAUUAUGAUGACUCUCACCAACUGGUACCAACCUGCCACCUCCACCCAGGCCAUGAAGAGCAGUAUGCCGGCUGUGUGGGUGAAGAUGUGUUCCAGCUGGCUGGGUCUUGGGCUUUACCUCUGGACCCUCAUUGCCCCUCUCAUCUUCCCCGACAGGGAUUUCAACUGAGCAUGGUUUGUCUUUGGGCUGUUUGGUUCUUUUUUGUUUGUUUGUUUGAAUUUAUUUUCUUAUCCGGUACAUAUGGCCUUGUGAAGGAUGCUAUAAAAGACAGAGGAAGGAUAUUAUAAAGGAAAGAAUUAACAUUUCAA